Messenger RNA from Brachypodium distachyon (stiff brome), 2697 nucleotides. RefSeq names its product protein transport protein SEC24. Gene Ontology annotation, biological process: intracellular protein transport; COPII-coated vesicle cargo loading; endoplasmic reticulum to Golgi vesicle-mediated transport. The record is from RefSeq and is a predicted model, not a curated record. Gene Ontology annotation, cellular component: COPII vesicle coat; endoplasmic reticulum exit site. The transcript is spliced from 14 exons. Bases 71 to 2290 code for a protein of 739 amino acids. NCBI's taxonomy places the organism in Eukaryota, Viridiplantae, Streptophyta, Magnoliopsida, Poales, Poaceae. Gene Ontology annotation, molecular function: SNARE binding; zinc ion binding.
AUUUCUCCCUCGUCAGAUCUCUUUCGCGUGCACUUCACCAGAUCCACAUCCCAAACCGCGCGGCCCAGCAAUGGCGGUGCGCGCGAGCCUUGCUUGCUUCCCCUCCGACCCCGUGCUCCACAACUCCUGCGGCCUACCGUGGGGCGUCGCCGUCACGCCCUUCUCCUCCACCGACGAGCGCGGCUCGUCUCCGGCCACCGGCGACGAGGGCCACCUCCUCCCACGCUGCUCAUCCUGCUUUGCCUACUUCAACAUCCUUUGCCCACUGCAUCGCUGGUCAUGGACGUGCCCCAUCUGCUCCGAAGACAACGACCUCCCCGCCGAGGCCGCCGCGCGCUACGCCCGCGACGGCAGCCAUGACCCACCCGAGUUGCGCUCCGCGUUCGUCGACCUCCUCCUCCCUGAGGAGGGCGAGGCGGCGGCUGUGACGACGCCCGUGUACGUGGCAGCAAUCGACUUAUCAUCUUCAGAGGAGUUUUUGGAGCUAGUCAAAAGUGCUCUUCUGGCAGCUCUUGAAGCUCUUUCUCCAGGUUCAUUAUUUGGGAUUUUGACAUUUAGCAGCAAGAUAGGACUAUACGAUGUUCAAGGUCCCAUACCAAUUGUGAAGAAUGUUUUUAUCCCUCCGGAUUCUGACGGCACCUUAUUUGUGGACCUUAAAGACGUGAUGCCAUUUCAAUCUUUUCUGGCUCCUGUUGACACUUGCAAAGAUCGCAUUGCUGAAGCACUAGAAACAAUUAAACCAAUAUCUUCCUGGGAAAUGGCAACAAAUACAUCACAAGUUGAAGAUCAUGCGUUGCAUCAUACCCGUGGAUUUGGGGUGGCUAUGGAUGCUCUUGUCAACUAUCUAAGUGUGGAAUAUGGAACUACAUUUGAACUUGCUCGGAUAUUCGUGUUUUUAUCUGGACCACCGAAUUAUGGGGCCGGCCGACUAGACACAAGAAGCAAUGAGGACCACAGUACUCGUAAAGUGGUGGAUUCAGAUCAUACAUUGCUUCCUGAGCAGACUAGGUUCUACACAAAUCUGGCUGCUAGUGCUGUUCAAGCAGGUGUGUGUGUGGACCUUUUCGCAAUUACAAAUGAAUACACAGAUCUUACUUCCCUGAAAGUUUUAAGUGUUGAGAGUGGUGGCUCAUUAUUUCUGUAUUCAAAUACAGACGAAUCAACACUUCCCCAAGAUAUAUACAAAAUGCUAACCUGUCCAUAUGCCUUUGGGUGUGUGCUGCGAUUGAGAACAUCUUCAGAGUUCAAGAUAACUGAUUCUUACGGGCAUUUCUUUCCGGAUCCUCAAUACAUGCAUGUUCAGCACAUAAAUUGUUGUGAUUCGUUUGCUAGCUACACCUAUGACUUUGAGUUUGAAAAGGAUUCCCAAUUUGGCAGGAAGUCAAGACCUCCUGUUCUUCAAAUUGCAUUCAAGUACACAUUGAUUGUAAACCAUGGUGAUACAUCUGAUGAUGCCUCAAAUUCUGGUAGCAGAUCUAAGUUCUCUUUACAAAGGCGGCUAAGGGUGCGGACUAUCCAGUACAACACAACUGCUAAUAUCUGGGACCUGUAUGAUUUUGCUGACCCAGAUGUGGUAUUGACAAUACUUGUACACCAGGUUAUUGUGGCUUCUUUAAGUGAUGUGGUAGAAGCAAGGCUAUGGCUCCAUGAUUGGUUGGCGUUUUUCAUUGCCCAGUACAACAAGGCAUACAAGAUCGUUAGAUCCGCUAAUACUGGAGUUUCUGACAUUGACGUCGAUUUCUCAAACUGCUCUCAGUUGCAGCCUCUGGCACGACUUGUAUUUGCUUUUUUAGUAAGCCCCUUGCUUGAAGUCCGAGAUCAAAAUAUUCGUCCAGAUUACCAGACAUAUUUGCAAUGUCUCUUCAGUGCACUGGAGCCGGCUUCACUUCGGCAAGCUAUAUGUCCUACGAUGAUUUCAUAUAUAUCUCCGGAUAUAGAAGCAGAAGUGCAUCAGUCGCUAAGCCGCAGUGUAUUCACCAGUGAGAGACCAAUAUUCCUUCUUGAUGCCUACACUGACCUUUUGGUGUAUUACUUGCCUACAGCCAGCACCUUGAUUCCAUUUCCUCCUCCUCGUGACUGCCUGCUGAGAUCAACGAUCAAUAGAUUAAAGCAAGAAAGGAAUUUAACCCCCAGGCUUGUCUUUAUUCAUGGUGCGCAUGAUGAUACUACAAUAUUUGAGAAAUACCUGAUCGAGGAUGAGACUCUGGAUGGUACCCUGGUGGGCAGCUCCGCAGGAUUCAGAUCAUUCCUUGAGGAGGUUAGAAGCAGGGUAGCUGAGUUCGGUAUAUAGUGGACCUGUUUCGACUGUUGUUUUAAUCCGUUAACCAUCCAAGAUUGAUGAAUCUGGCCAUCCUGGAACAUGGCAAUAUGGCAUGCUUAGGAAUCAUUGUAUUGCUUCGCCUUUUCAUUGUCUUACAAACUUUUUCAUCCGUGCUGUAUUAGUGGAGGCCGUUUGCCAGUUUUCACAAGUUUGGGGAGUUAGUGGAUCGUUACUUCACUAAGAUCACUGCAAUGGUAUGAAACCAACAGCACCGGCUGAGCAUGGCUGGAUUGUGUAGCAGAAGUUCAUACUGCAUGUUGAAUAUGCAUAUAUCUUCAACAUGUUUCGGUGAGAAUUUUUUGUCGUACCUGUCAUGUACUGAUGUGGUCCUUGUACAUUAUUACUAGUGAAGUUUGCAAGGAAUGAUUUUUGUUAGA